This is a messenger RNA of Dimorphilus gyrociliatus, 5436 nucleotides long. The record is from the annotation of a GenBank genome assembly. NCBI's taxonomy places the organism in Eukaryota, Metazoa, Annelida, Polychaeta, Dinophilidae.
ACUCAGUAACGGAAACUCCUUCGGGUUAAUUGUUGUCAUUUACUGAAUUUCUCACUGCUUCAUUAUUAUUUGUUGGUUGUAAAUAUUAAUUUCUUUCUAAGAAAUAUAUUUACUCAAUAUAUACGGCAAGUGAAUUUUACUCAUUUUGUUGUCAUUUUGCACUAUUGCGCAUCAUUUUAAAGUUGGUGCCAUUGCUCAAUGUCAGUAGCCAUUUAAAAUACUGAGAUAAUUUGAUAAAUCAUUUAUUUUGUUCAUAAAAUUGCUUCAAACUUUUAUUGUUGUUUUUUUAGCCUAGCGAAAACAAAAAUUGUUCUUGUAAUCUAAUUGACAUUUCUCUAGAAACUUAUUAGCUUAAAAGUAUAUACGUUAACAUGUCUGACUCGGAUAAAGGUAUAGAUAUUGUUGGGUUCGAAGGACCUCAAGACGAAUCCUCAGUAAGUUCGCCGAAUAGGUUUUCGUCUUCUGGAUUCUUUCCAUAUGCUACGGAAGUCCAGUCGUCUGGUUUGGACGAUAUGAAACUCGCUAGAUGUAUCUCCCAAAUUAACAGACCAAUUGAUACAAGAACGAUAAGUGAAACUGACGAGGGAAGUACUGACCUCUGCGAAGUUAUCGUCAAGCGAUCCAGAACAAACAAUGAAGACGAAAAUGCAGAGAUUUUCAUGAGCGACUCCAGUGACGAUGAAUCCGGAAAGAUGGCCGAAUGGAGAUUCGGUCCUUCUAAGCACUGGUACGAUUUACUCAAUGUCAACGAAAAUGGAUCUAAUUUAGACUAUGGCUUUCGGAAAAGAAAAUACUCCGAAUCUCUUGAAAAAGUUGAUGAGGUUGCCAAAAAAUUUCCAAAAGACUGCUUCCAAAUGAUCUGUUCUUAUCGUUGGGAAGACGAUGUUAUCUGGAAUGGAGACCAAGUUCGCCGACAGAUUUUGAAUUUGGAUAGAAUAAAAAACAUUCCUGCCGCCUGGAUUCCCAACAGUAUCAUUAGAUCAUACUCAAGUUUUAUUUAUCAUUUAAAGAAAGCUGAACAUAAUAGAAACAGAUCAUCUUUUGAAAGCGAUGAUAUUAACAUGACCAUGAAAGACAUUUCCAGAUCUAUUUUUAAGCCUCAAAAUCCUGUAGUUGCUGAUGGAUCAUGGGUGAAAGAUAUAAUAUGGGACUCCGAGAACAUGGACGAGAUCCCUAAACCUCCGUUUUUGGAAAUGUAUAAAGGUGAUCCCAAUACCAUAUUUGAAAUACCGACGGAUGCUUCUCCUGAGAGGUCAGCGACUAGUCAGGAGCGAGAAGACUCAUUUAAUUUAUCUAAUGACAUAUAUUAUACACAAGAGGCAGCCGACCUAUUUCGUACACCUACUAAACUUCAACAUUCUGUGCCAGCCAUGAACUUGAACAAAUGUCUAUUUCCUAUAGAACCUGAUAAUGAGGUUCUUGACUAUUACAGACGACAACUGAGGCCCAUUAGACCAAGAAUGAAUGAUGAAGAAGCAACAACAGUUAUUCCACUCUUUAGACAUGUCGAAGAAAAACAACAGGAGAUAAGAAACAUGGCAAAAGAAACCUAUGGAGGGGAGGUAUUUGUUAUGAAUAGACUCGUUGACCUUUCAGGAUUUGACGGUAGUUUGUUUUUAAUGGAAUAUGUCGAAGAAAAUCCUCCUCUUCUCAGUCGGGUAGGUAUGGCUAGUAACAUACGGAUUUACUACAAGAAGCAAUGCAACAAGGACGAUGAUUAUAUACCCAGCUAUGCCUUUGGCGAAUUAGCUCCCACUGAGCGUUCACCUUUUCUAGGCAAUCUAAAAGAAGGAGAAUUUGUACCAACUCUUGAGAAUAAUAUGUAUCUUGCACCAAUUUUUCAACAGUUUAAGAAUUUUUGCGAUUUCCUGAUUAUAAAAAGAGACAAUCACUAUCAUAUCAGAGAUUUUGACGAAAUUUUCACUGUAGGCCAAGAAUGUCCUAAAAUUCAAGUUCCCAGACCAAAAUCAAAGACUAUACAACGCUUCUUAACUCAUCUUGCCCACUUUCACAUUUGCAAGCUCUUCCGACAAUCGAGAGAUACUCCACCAUGUCUGAAAUUAGAAGAUGUUAGCAAACUUGUGCCAAAUUUAUCUGAAAUUACCCUUCGAAAAUAUAUCAAGAGUUACGCUUAUUUUGUGAAAAAGGACAAUGGCUGCUAUUGGGCACUAAAAGAAGAUGUUUAUUUACCUGAAUUGGAGAAUUUUACCCAAUAUAUUACACCCGAACUAUUUUGCGCCUAUUACAGCCAAUCGGCUUACCAUAGCAGACUACGUGCUGCUGGUUAUGAAGGAGAUGGAUUAUUGAGUAUAGACGAUGAUACGGCUUUCGAAAGCAGAAUAAUAGCAGCCCCAUGGAAUACAACCUCAGCAUACACCAGCGCUGUGAAUAAAGAGUGCCUACUCGAACUCCGAAGUACAUUAGAAUCUAUAGAAACCAAUAAAGGAAUCCCCUACGUAAAAUUAUCUAAGCGGCCGUCUGCGCUAAGAGAUCAUUUCGGAGGGAAAUUCCAGAAUUAUACAGACGAAGCUAUUUUGGAAAAAGUAAUUAGUACUAUCGAAAUAGUCCUAAAGAGAUGUCAGAAAAAACCUAGAAGGAUUGAAGAACUAAUGAAAUGGAAUGCAAUCAAGCUUAUAAAGAUUCUAUCGACUUUAAAAUUGGACGAUGCAAAGUCUUCAGUUCUCUCUGAAUUCAAGCAGCUAGUCAAGCAGACCAAUCUAAGAGAAAACGAAAUAUUUGAGGAAGAAUGUAGAAAAGAGUUUGAAAUGCAAUAUCGGUCACUAGCUUCAACAGAUAUUGUAUCCACUGAUAGUGAUUCAUCGUCCGAUAGUGAACUUAAAGAGUAUGCUAAAGAAUUAGAGCAGGAUUUCACGGAAGAAAAUUCACCGUUUUUUCUUGACACCAACAACGCUACUAAGAAAAAGAAAGUAUUGAAAAUAGUUAGAACAUUCAUCGACGAAGAGGGAAACUUAUAUUCAACAGCAGAAUUUGUUAGAGAGGCAAAUGUUAUAGAAAUGUACAUAAAUGCCAAGAGCAAGAAGGAAACAGAAUCAAUUCUUGGCAGGAAUGAAACACCGAAGUGCUUAAACUCAGACGAAAAUAACAAUGGAGAAAAGGAGAUAUUUAGCGAGGACUCGACCAUAUCAGACAGAAUAGAGCAUAGCUUGCAAUGGGAUAAAGAAAAUUCCAAUUCGAGAAAACUUAUAAAAGUUCAGAAUGCUACAGUGAAAAUUUGCAAAAAAUUACUUAAAAGAGCUAAAGAGUUUUCAAGGAGAAAGUCACUUGCAAAAUCGAAUAUGUCAGCAGUAAUUAAAAAACGAAAAAUGGCAGUAGCAGAGCGUAGAAAAACAAAUCCAUUCGUAAUUAUGAGCCUAAUUUUUGAGGAAAUAGUCGAUAGUAUAGCGAAAUUGGACGAUGUCUUACCGUUCCUUCAACCAAUAGACAGAGUGCUUAAUCCAUCUUACUAUCUCUAUAUAAAGGAACCGAUGGAUAUUCAUACUAUAAGAUUGAAAUUGAGAGAUAAUAAGUAUCAUUCAAGAAAGACUUUUAUCUCCGAUUUCAAUCAAAUGGUUUUGAAUUCUAUCAGAUUUAAUGGCUCUGCUUCCCCAAUAACUAAUAUCGCUCGGAAAAUGCUCGAUUAUUGCAUACAGAGAAUUGCUGAGAAAGACGACUACUUAAUGGAACUUGAAAAAUGGAUACCAUAUCCUAAAAAGUCUCACCUUUCGCAAUUUGAAAGCAUUCUAAAGAAAAUCACAAACGAUAUGAAAAAUAUUGAAGGCUCUGAAGCAUUUCGACGUCCUGUUAACAAAAUAUGGUCGUUAUACUACGAUGUUAUUAAAACGCCAAUGGAUUUAUUAGCGAUAACUAUUAAAAUCAGAAGGCAUAAAUAUAAGAAUAGGCGCGACUUUAUUAAGGAUGUUAAGCUAAUUCUGGAUAACUCUGUAACGUUUAACGGAGAAGACUCAGAUCUCACUGCUACUGCCAAUAAUAUAUAUACAACUGCGUUGAAUGCCCUAGAAGAGCAUUCUGAAGAACUGACAAUACUUGAAGAGGAAAUUAUAAAGUCCGAGGCACGAAAACGCUCAAGAAAAUCCCUUAACAUCGAUCCAAGCAUCUCUAACGAAUCGACUAACAGUUACGAAAUUAGAGUUCCCGAUUUUCACAUGAAUAAAUCGGAAAUAACUUCUGUAAACAAUAAUCCUAUUCCAAUAGAAAAUGAUAAAGGUCAACUUACAGCAUGUAACCUUGUUGAAAGACUUGGACUGGAAUUAUCAACUAACUCAAAAGCAAGCAAUAAAUUGGAUGAGAGAGGAUUUAGCGACUUCCUUACACAAGGUGCUUUUAAUGUCCUUGAUCCUCCAAAAGAGUCAAAUGACACUGUUGAAUUGGACAAAUCAAGUACUUCAGAAACACCUCAUGAAGAUAAUAGUAACAGCCUUUUUAAUAUAGGAGACCAAGAACUGGGCGUUAUUUUCCUUGACGAAGCGGAAUUUGAUAGCGAUGGAAAUUAUUCAGCAAGUGGAUCACACGCUACUUGGGCAGGCAGAUUCAGAGAGUCGAUUCCCGUUACUUCAGGAAAUGCUGCUAAUUUGUAUGAGAGUUUAACUCCAGAAGGAGCUGAUAGUUGCGAUUCUUCGAGUGAUCUGGAAGAUGAUGUGAACAAUUCGGUAUACGAUUGGGGUUGGACCCGCGAAAGCCCCAAAUCGAAAGAGUCUAUAUCUCAUAUAGAAGAAAUUAGCGGUACAGAUAGUUCAGAUUUUAAUACCGAGCCAACUAAUCUGACGAAUUAUGGUCAACCCAACAUAAACUUCGAAGAAACAAAUUCCUCGCCAUUUCCAUCUCCUAGUUCGCAAGCAUUUACUCAAUCGGAAGACGACCAAUCGUCUAGUGGUUACAAUUUUGUAGCAACUGACACAGUCGGAAUAUUAAUUCAAGAUGGUAGCUCUAGUUCAGAAGAUGAAGUUGUCAGGAGAAUACAGCCUGAAACGAUAGACGUUACAACCCUUUAUAGCGAUUCUGAACCUUCAAGCGAAGAUGGAGAUACGUCAAAAUCUAGUAUUGAAUGUAUUGACUUGACAGAUUGUUUAUAAGCUAUUCAAUUGUUUUAUAGCUAUUUUUAAAAAAACAAACUAUUUUUUUAUAAAUUUUGUAUUUUCAAUAUUUAAAUAAUUUUUUAGCUGUUUGAAAAAAAACUUGCAAAUAAAACGACUAUGCUUGCAUCUGAUAAAACUCAGGAAAAUGGUAUAGCACAUAGUAAUAAGAGAGAACAAUCCGUUUCCUACUGCCUAACCCACUUUCCAUUUAUCAACUUUUCUAAGAAAAUUUCAUUAGAUUCUAGUCAAAGUGGAGACGAUGGAUUGUGCUCUGCUCUUUCAAGGAUGAAAGAGUGUAUAUUGAAUAUUUCUGGAAAAUUCUCUCUUCCAUUUAGGCUAAAAC